Messenger RNA from Pseudo-nitzschia multistriata, 4872 nucleotides. The record is from the annotation of a GenBank genome assembly. NCBI's taxonomy places the organism in Eukaryota, Bacillariophyta, Bacillariophyceae, Bacillariales, Bacillariaceae.
CAUAAGUCGAGCUUCAAAUUCGUUUGUACUAUCAACUGUUUGUACCGGUAUUGUCAAGCGUCCUCGCACAUCGUAGUGUAAGAAAUAAAUUCUUGUGAUAAAAACUUUGGACAAAAGCAUUCAAAAUGAUAUUACAGUGCAUUUAAUAGUCUUCGUUUUAUCUACUCGUGAUUUACUGCCUCACAGCAUGAACUUUUCAGUACGGUACGUACCAUUCAUGAUUUUUGCAGUCUUGUUGCGUUGGUAGCGUUUGAGUACGAGUAAAAUAAGCAAGGCAAUUUCCAUAGUAGACUGGAACAACGGCCAGAAAAUUCCCUGUUCGCUCCGAAAAAUCGAAUCACGAAAAAAUGAUUAAAACAAAGAAAAACAUAAUACAGCACGUACCAUCCAAUCCAGUGACAUCAUAUUGGAAAUCAAAGCCGAACCCAUCAACUGAAGGUGAUCGUGAGGUUAGAUGAGUUUUUUUCGACAACGCCCAACUGAUUCUCCGAUAACCAGUAUGACGGGACAUGUUUACGGAGGAUAGCAAGCAUCAUACCGGCAUGAAAGAUUGGUGCUCCACUGGUGAAUGAUAAUGCCAACGACAACGGUGUGGUGACGAUGUUCCAUCGUAUUGGCCUUCUAUUGAAAGAGUAAAUUACGACCAGAACCGAGCACUGAAAUGCUGUUGCAGCGCUGGCCUUUGGAUUUCGAUUUCCAUUCAACCAUUGCGUAUCACACCACAUAUUGCACUGUCCUGUAGAACUUCACUUGUUCCUAUCCAACCAAGUCGUUCACUAUUUCUUCAAUCCCCGAUUAGAAGCAAAACCUACGGUACGGUAGCACAAAGGAAAUGAAUGUGGCGGAUUGGUGUGUUCCAAGGAGAAUUGAUUAAUAAUUUUUACCUGGGGCUUAGAUGGAAUUGAAUUUUUUUAUUCGACAGUACUCUUAUUUUCGAUGACUGUUUUCAUGACAUGGUUUGAAAUACAGAAGAAGAAGAAGUAUAUUACGAACCACCUGCGUGACAACGAUUCUCUUUUCAUAAUUCCUUUCGAAAAUUCAAUAGUGCCUUCUUUUUCCAAAAUGUCAUGAUAAAAAUUAUACAUCUCUUGUUCUUCCGAACUUUCUACUUUUCUGGGGAAAAAGGCUUCUUGAUUGAUCUUCGACAUUUUGGCUAUGGUUCGAUGAUGUUCAAAUUUUUUAGUGAAUGGUUAAGUUUUUUUAAGAGAGCUUUGGGGAACGUUUUUAUUUCCUAGACGCCGAAACAUUCCUAAACCAUACAAUAAAAGCAAUUGCCUGGUUAAAAGUACGAUAAAUUUCUUCUUCUAUCGUGACAAUAAAAGUACUAAAAUUACCUUGUCAAUGAAAGAAAAAAAGAGGAGCAUUUAUGAGAAACUAAACUAAAGUGAUUGCCAACCAAGUUGCAAAGCACUGAGCUCAAGAGAAGCAGCAUAAUCAUGUUUGAAUUCGUUGCUUCUGUUGCUCCUUUUUUAGCAGUUGUUAUUGCAUGCCAAGUGGUCUCUGCUGCGUCUUCGUCUGUUCAUCAUUUCGUACGCAAAGGUGAGCGCGGCGGUAAGAAAUACCUGCCACCAAAAACAGAAUGCGUCCUGUAUCUCAAGCAAAUCCAAUGGGAAGAUGGCCACGAUACCCGUUCUUGGCACUGUGAAUUUCCUCUUGGGCAAGCUGCAGAGUAUACCGGUGGCAACGAAAUGGUGGAGAUCAAGGGCAUUUCUUCUAAAGAGAUUGAGCGCAUGGGGCCAGUAUCGGGGGAGUCCUUGAUGAUUGUAGACGAGAAGACGUACAUCAGUGAAAUAGAUACCACCGACAACGGCAGCUAUGAGAAUGAAAACGGCAGUUACAAUCGCUCCGCAGAUCAAGCUACCACCCUGUACAUCCCACCCAAGUCAGACUACAAAAUUGAAAGCAUGGAUUGGGAAAUCGAUACCAGGCACGCCAGAAACCGAAGGGCCCGGCGGCAACGCCAACGGAAUCUCGCUUCGUCCGAAAUCAGGAUCCUGGACACGUUGGUGAUACGAGUCAUCGACGGCGAAAAGGUUGGUCCGGCCGCCGACGCCAAGCAGCUCACAAACGAUGUUUUCACUGGCGAAUUUUGCCUCAAAUCUCAAUACGCUGCUUGUUCUCACGACCAGGUCAUUGUAAAUCCUGUCCAAGAGCAUGGAACUACCAUCGAUGGAUUGUAUUAUCCGGGCAUUGUCAAUGUGGGGGUCAGCAAUGUAGCAACCCAGGGCAACAAUCCAAACAUCGAAGCUGAGGCCACUGUGAUUACGACGACCAUGUUCGGUGGUGGAGACUCUCUUGGUAAUCUUUUUGAUAUCGUUAUGUUUUGCCUACCAGGAGGCACGGGGAAUUGGGUCGCUUACGCAUAUAUAAACGAUUGGAGAUCGUAUUAUAAUGACUUUUGGUGCCAGCGUGUUUCGACACAGAUGCACGAAGUCGGUCACAACCUGAAUCUUGGCCAUUCCGGACUUCCGGGCAAUAGCGAGUACGCCGACACGUCUGGGAUGAUGGGGUAUUCCCACGACGAGUUGAACGGACCAAAGCAGUGCUUCAACCCGGCCAAGAGUUAUCAGUUGGGAUGGUACUCUUCGCAAGUGAAGAGCAUUGAUCCUCUGGAUCUGCUCAUCGGACGUGACAGUCCGCUGCAAUACACUUUGAAUGGAGUGGCCGAUUACGCAAAGGACGGAUCGAAUGGAGAUGCACUCGUAUCCCUUCGGCUGGAAAACGAUGGCCUCCUCGGUGGUCUUGACUACUACAUCGGAUAUAAUCGCGCCGUCGGUGCCAAUGUUGGAACCAAAGACGUUCCCAAUCUUGUAACCAUUCAUGCAAAGGAAAAUAGUCAAAAUGAUUCUUACGGUCGGGACGGACACGGCAAAUCAAUCCGCCUAGCUAGAUUGAGGUCAGGGAGUUCUUAUGUGCUUGAAAAUUUCAAGGGGACCAACUUUGAUAUCACCGUUACGGCCAAGUCUAUCAAUGGCAAGGAUGCCAUCGUAGAGAUUUCUACCGUUAGUAACGUACAACCAACAGCAGCUCCGAGCAAAAUGUAUUGCGACGGUGGUAAAACCUUCAGAGUAAUAUUACAGACAGACGAGUACGGAGAGGAAACGAUAAUGAUGCUUAAAAACAUAGACAUCGAUAAGGAAAUCGAACGGACUGAGGGGUACUUGGGCGACACACUGUAUGGAUUUCCCAGCUCAGGAUCCGCAUUUUGCCUACAACCAGGUUGCUACGAGUUCAAAAUCUUCGACAAAGAGGAUGAUGGAAUUUGUUGCAACUAUGGAAAUGGCUACUAUAAGGGGUUUGUUGAGGAUACCCAAAUCUUCGAGGGUGCACAAUUUCGGACGACCAUGGCCCACGAAUUUUGCAUAGAAAACCAGCUCUCCCUUACUCCAAGACCAACACAAACACCUUCAGCGUUCACAUCACCAACUCCAACACAAAUAGGUGGUAUCUUUAACGAGCCUAUCGAGGAGACUACACCACCCCCUGUCGAUGAGCCCACACUGACGCCUACAUUGUCAAUCUUUCCACCUCUAAUUCAACCAACUCAACGACCCGUCUUAUUUCCACAACCAACCACGCAGCCAACGAAUACACCGACCGCAUUGCCCUCUAAAAUAGCAUCAGACCCUCCAAGUAGUCUACCAACAGAAUUGAAAACGAGUGAUGUGCCUUUGACCAGUCGGCCCACUCCAGCAAUGACUGGAUCGCCAUCCAAUUUCAUGACCGAGGUGCCUAUAACAAGGCGACCUACUCAAGCAUUGACUGCAUCGCCAUCCGAUAGCACAACCGAGCCGCCAAGUAGUCUACCAACAGAAUUGAAAACGAGUGAUGUGCCUAUAACCAGUCGGCCCUCUCCCGCAAUGACCGGAUCACCAUCUGAUACCAUAACAGAUCCGCCGAGUAGUCUGCCAACAGAAUCGAAAACAAGCGACGUGCCAAUCACCAGUCGGCCCUCUCCAGCGGUGACCGAAUCCCCAUCCGAUACCGUAACCGAGCCACCAAGCAAUGUACCGACCGAGUUUCCUCCCGAUAUCCCAACUGAUCCACCCACCAAUGAACCAACAAAUAAGCCAACUCUGCCAACAGAAUGCUUGGACGACCCAGAAUUUAAAUGGAAGCGAAAGAAGAAACGAAGCUGUAAGUGGAUUAAGAGAAGGAAAAUUACCAAACGGAUUUGCAAAAGUAAAGCUUUUAAGACAUCGAAAAAAAGAGUUUGGAAUUAUUGCAGGAAAACGUGUGGCAAGCUUGGACUAGGUCCUGGAAAGGUCUGCUACAAAAACAAAAAAGAGUCUGGUGAUUCGACAAUAGUGUUGUGACGAAACACACGCGCAGAUAGUACAUUUUGCAUCAGAGGAAUACAGCAUGAUGCGAUUGAAACAUGUCUUCAGGAAACUCUAGAAUAUCUUGCAUCACGAUAUGCAUCCAGGCUUUCUUAGAACAAAUAAUGCAAACUUUGUUAUUUGGGUUAGAUGAGUUGCUGAAAGUCGAAUUAAAAAUGCAUUCCAAGUGUACCUUACCAUUGCAAUGUGCGUCCAGAAAAUCAUAGAUCAAGCGGGGGCAGAAUUCUCGCUAUAUGAAAAAUGUAUCCACCGUGAAUGGGUAUAUACUACUUCUACCAUCAAUUGCGCUUUUCUUCCAGGAAGACAUAAGCACCAAUUGCUGCAGCGACACUUACCUCUCUUGAAUUGACGUAUCCAUCCAACAAAUGAAGUCUGAAGAUUGUUGUGACUACCGCAAGAAAACAAAUCAUGAUUAUGAUGUUGCAUCAAGGCUGCAAUUUGCAUUGAACAACCAACGCGCACAAAAUCAAAUUCUACAGAACUAAAUUCAUUUGUGAAUCAAGGCAAUCAAUAUUAAAAAGUAUAACAUCUG